Messenger RNA from Raphanus sativus (radish), 1912 nucleotides. RefSeq lists its product as uncharacterized. The record is from RefSeq and is a predicted model, not a curated record. Bases 211 to 1785 code for a protein of 524 amino acids. The transcript has a single exon. Lineage: Eukaryota; Viridiplantae; Streptophyta; Magnoliopsida; Brassicales; Brassicaceae.
GUUGCUGGCAGUGUCGGCCGGCCAAUCACCAUUGAUGAUAAUAUAAACAAUUCAUCGUACAGCGAAGAGAGCGAGUUCCAUUGAAAUGUAGUCUAUAUGAUCAAAUCAAGAGGAGCCAUCCCAAGAUAAAACUUGAAACUUUCCACUUCUGUGUUUUUUUUUUCUUCCUUAACAAAACCGGAAACAGAGGAUCUGUCUAACUCUAAGCACAUGCUGCCCUUUCAUGGUCAUCCAUUGUAUAUAGUCGACGACGACCAAUCUUGGUUAUGCUAUAUGUGCUCAUCAGACGAAAAGCGUGGGAUGGUCUAUAUUUGCAUGGAGUGCGAACUCGUGACGCACAAGGAAUGCGUCGAGCCUUUCCUCAACAACCCGUUCCAGUGCAAUCACUUUCUCAAGUUCUUCACAGGUUCACCAUUUAAAUCCGAGAAUCCGCAUUGUCAUUUUUGUCGUAAGAAUCUUUCUUCUUUGUACGCUCGUUGCACGAUAUGCAACACGAGCAUGGAUCUAGACUGUUUGAAAAAUCCACCACCGCUCACUGUUUAUCAACCGAAGCACCACAAGCAUAGUCUGACCCUAUUGUCGAGACUGGUCAUCUUUACUUGUAACGCUUGUGGUCUGGAAGGCGACCGUAAUCCUUAUGUGUGUCUUGAAUGCAACCAGAUGCUACACAGAGAUUGCGUUGAUCUACCGAGAGUCAUUAACAUCAACCGUCAUGAUCAUCGCAUCUCUCAUACUUUUCAUCUUGGUCAAGGAGAAGGAGAUUGGGAGUGUGGUGUUUGUAGGAAAAUGAUUGACUGGGUCUACGGAGCUUUCAAAUGCUCUCGUUGUCCUAGCUAUGCAGUUCAUUCGAAAUGUGCAACGAGAAGUGAAGUGUGGGACGGGAUAGAGCUCGAAGAUGUUCCCGACGAAGAAGAAGAAAUCGAAGAACCAUACAAGGUAGUUAAUGAACAAGAUAUCAUUCAUUUUAGUCACGAGAAUCAUAUUCUACGUUUGGAUGAGAACUGUGUCACGGAUAUGCGCUGCGACGGGUGCGUUCUACCCUUCAAUGGAGAUGCAUGCUACAGAUGUGUGGAAUGUGAUUUCAUCCUACACAAAGCGUGUGCUAGUCUUCCUCGGAAGAAACGACAUUUGUUGCACAACCAUAAGCUUACGCUGCUGGUUGACGAGGUUGCUUUUCAGUGUAGAGCUUGCAAAACCAAUUCGAACGGUUUCAGGUAUAAGUGCGAAGAGGGCUGCAAAGAUAAGUUCGUGUUCGAUGUUCGGUGUAGCUCCGUAUCAGAGCCGUUUCACCAUGAUCUGCAUCCGCAUCCCUUGUACUGGACCUUGGAAGGUUCCAAAGAAUGUCACGCCUGUGACAGGGAAACAAAUAAUCCUCUGAGUUGUACGUUUUGUGAUGAUUACGCUUUAUGCAUGAGGUGCACUACUUUACCAAGAAAGGUGAAACACAGGUGUGAUGAUCAUCUUUUGUCGCUGAGCCAAGGUGCCGGAAACGCGAGCGGUGACUUGUGGUGUGAUGUUUGCGAGUGCAAGGUGUUUGCGAGUGAGUGUUACUAUACUUGUGAUGAGUGUGGAGUGAGUCUCGAUAUUGAUUGUGUACUUGGAGACUUUUAUUAUCUCAAGAUAGGACACUUAAUCGCUGAUCGUGAAGUACUUGCCAACAAUGGUGCUACUCGACCUUUAUGCAGCAGUUGUCAAGUUCGAUGCAAGUUCCCAUUCCUCGUGAAGGAUACUACACAAGAAACUGUUCGAUACUUUUGCAAGAUAGACUGUUUACAUUACCAAUAAUUUAAUCAUUCUCAAUCUUUCAUUACUAUAUUCCAAGAUUACUCUCAAAUUCAAUAUAUGUUUGCCUAAACGUUGAAAAGAAAGAAAUUCUCAGAAACUUUUUAUUGCCAAUUCAAACAAAGUUUUC